AUGACGGGCCAAGGAGCCCGCACAGCAAGAAUCUCCAGUCACAGAGAUAUUCAAAUUUCACUUGGACACAGCUCUGAGCAAUCUCCUCUAGUUGGACCUGCUUUGAACGGGGGGAUUGGAGUGUAUGACUGCCGUGGAGUUUUUAGUCGGUCACCAGUCAACCACGCAAACUUCUGGGCAUGCGAAGAGCUACCCCUCCCACCAAAGACGAGACGUCAUCACUCUUCAAAACAAUGUGCAAGGGCAAGGCUUCGCAGUCAGGCUGUCCUGCUAAUUCCCUUAACUGCUCAGAGGAUCUGGGAAGCUACGGAUAUGUCUUCUGAAUUUCCUGCGGUAACGCUGGCUUCAGGAAUGGACACCUUCGCAACUUCUCAGACCAACAGCUCCACCUGCGACUUGUACGAACACAAAGAUACUGCCAGGAUACUACUGUCUGUGUUCUACAGCUUUAUCUUGAUUUUUGGAGUGCUUGGAAAUGCAAUUGCCCUCACUGUCAUUUUUAAAAACAGGAAGAAGAUCAACUCUACCACCCUCUAUUCAACAAACCUUGUCUUCUCCGACCUCUUGUUUUGCAUGGCUCUGCCUACGAGGAUAACCUAUUAUGCCCUGGGCUUCCACUGGCCCUUUGGAGAAGCGCUGUGCCGAGUAACUGCUCUCUUCUUUUAUAUCAACACCUACGCAGGUGUAAACUUCAUGACAUGCCUGAGCAUCGACAGGUUUUUUGCUGUUGUCCACCCUUUCCGAUACAAGAUCAGAAGGAUUAAAUACGCCAAGGGCAUUUGUGUAUUUAUCUGGUUUCUUGUAUUUAGUCAAACUUUCCCAUUGCUUAUACAAUCCAUGUCACAGAAAGAAGAAGAAAGGACUACAUGUAUGGAAUACCCGAACUUUGAAAAAAUCCCCCAUUUACCAUUUAUACUUCUUGCUGCAUGUUUAAUAGGGUACCUUAUUCCCCUUGGGAUUAUUCUGUUUUGUUACUCUCAAAUUAGCUGCAAACUUUUUCAGACUGCCAAGGAAAAUCCACUGACUGAAAAAUCAGGGAUAAACAAAAAAGCCAUCAAUACAAUUAUAUUUGUGAUUAUAGUAUUCAUCAUCUGCUUUACCCCUUAUCAUGUUACAAUUAUCCAACACAUGAUUAAAAAGCUUCAGAAUGAACCCUUCUGCAGUGAAAAGCAAAUUUUUCAGAAGUCGCUCCAUUACACCGUGUUUCUGAUGAAUUUCAACUGCUGCCUAGAUCCUUUCAUCUAUUUCUUUGCCUGCAAAGGAUACAAGAGAACUGUAAUGAAAAUACUGAGACGACAAGUGAGUGUGUCCAUUUCAAGUGCUGCCAGGUCACAUCACGAAGAAAGCUCACGUGAUGUGGGAGAAACGCAGAUGAUGGUACUUGCAAAAUCUUCCAAUGGAAAGUUACCUGAAAAACCAAGUCUGUAAAGUGCACGGCAGCAAAGCGAGCUU
Molecule: messenger RNA, 1452 nt
Organism: Tinamus guttatus (white-throated tinamou)
Lineage: Eukaryota; Metazoa; Chordata; Aves; Tinamiformes; Tinamidae
Source: RefSeq, a predicted model, not a curated record